AUCAAUCAAUCAAUCAUGUUUGAAUCAUCAUCAAUCAGAUUUUUAUGGUUAAUUUUCCUCAUCAUCUUUUCAUCAUCAUCAUCAUCAUCAUCAUUAUCGUUAACUAAUAACCAUGAUCGAAAAAAUGAUCAUUAUCAAAAACAAAAUGAUAAUAAUGAUAAUAAUGAUCUAAAAACACAAGAAUCAUUUACAACCGGUGCAUUAGGACCAAUACUUGGUGAAUCAUAUUUAGAUAAUAAUAAUAAUAAUGGUCAUUAUGGUGGUGGUAUAUCAAGUUAUGAUGAUCUUUAUAAAUAUGGUGGUAUUGGUAGUGGUGGUGGUAAAAAUAUUCUUGGACAUUAUGGUGGUGAUGAUAAUAUUUCGAAUGAUGGUUAUAAAAAUUAUGGUGACAGUGAACAUUUGGAUCAAGGUUUAAAUAAAUACAAUGGUCAUCAUAAAAGAGAUAAAUAUGGUGGUAAAAGUGGUAAUCAUAAAGAUUAUAAUGAUCAUCAUGUUUAUCAACGUAAUCGUGGUUAUGGUUAUGAAAAACAUUUUGUUUAUGAUAAAGAAUAUUCAACAGGGAAAUCUAGCGGUACAAAAAAUGGUCAUCAUUCAUAUUAUGGUGAUCAUGAUCAUGGAUCUAAAUCCACUAUGGAUAUGCAUAAAAAUUAUGAUAGUAAAAAAUAUGGUACAAAAAUUGAAUCAAAUGAUCCACAUUUAAUUAUUGAUAAUGAUCAUUAUGAUGAUCAUGGUCAUGGUCAUGGCCAUUCAUCACAUUAUCCAUCAUUAGAUUUAAACAAAAUGAAUUUAUUAAAACAUAAAAAAGAAUUAUUGAAAAAACAUUUAGAUCAUCAACAUUAUUAUCAUAAUGGUCAUCAUCAUAAUGGUAAUCAUCAACCAACAAUACAUCAUACUUAUUCGAAAAUUCACGAUCAUUUACCGGGUGGAUACAGUGGUGGAAAUAGUUAUUCAACACAUCUUACACCAUUUCUUGGUCAAACAUAUCAUUCUGGUUCAUCAUUACUGUCACCAAAUUCAUAUGAUCAACAACAAUAUUCCGGUUAUAUACCACAACAAACUAUUGGUGGUUAUUAUGAUAAUAAUCAUCCAGAUUAUCUUGAUAAUCUUUAUCUAUCCAGUAGUAGUAAUAAUGCAAAAAAAUUACAAAAUACAAAUUCAACAUUAAUUAAUACAGAUACUGAAGGUGAAAGUAUUAAUACAUUAUUACCACCAGGUAGUAAUAGUGGUAUUGGAUCAAUGCCAUCAUCAUCAUCAUUACCAUCAACAACAUCAUCAAUGGUAAAUAUGGCACCAUUAAUAUCAACACGAUUAUCAUCAUUAUCAGCCGAACCAAUUGAAAUGAUGAUGAUUAAACCGCAACAAUCAGGACCAGAACCACGUAUAACAACUGUUGCUGAAAGUUUUGCACGUAUACAGAAUGCAGUACAUGCAACACCACCAAUUAUUUCUACACAUCAUUAUCGACAAUAGAUUUAAACAGAUCAGGCAACAACAACGAUUCCUGUAACGAAAAA
Messenger RNA from Dermatophagoides pteronyssinus (European house dust mite), 1514 nucleotides. RefSeq lists its product as uncharacterized. The record is from RefSeq and is a predicted model, not a curated record. Lineage: Eukaryota; Metazoa; Arthropoda; Arachnida; Sarcoptiformes; Pyroglyphidae.